Molecule: messenger RNA, 915 nt
Organism: Closterium sp. Naga37s-1
Lineage: Eukaryota; Viridiplantae; Streptophyta; Zygnematophyceae; Desmidiales; Closteriaceae
Source: the annotation of a GenBank genome assembly
AUGCGCGAAGAGCAGCGCAUCGUACUCGCCCCCCUCAAGAUAGUAGAAGCGGGAGAGGCGGCGGCGAUAGCAGAAGCGCAGCGAGCGAUAGAAGCAGAUGGCUGCAGCGUUGUAUGUGACCACGUGCAGGUAGACGGCCGCACAGUGGGGGAGGGAGGCGGCGUGGGGGAGCAGCAGAUGUACCAGGCUCGUGCAGGGCUGGAUUAUGAGUCGUCGUUCGGGAAAGCUGCGCCAAACGACCUGCUGCUGAAGUUGCGGCGCACGACGCUCUACUACAAGCGCAACCUCGCGCACAUCUGCUCCUUCUUUGUGCGCAGGAAAGUGAACGACCCAGUGGCAAAGAAGAUGAUGCGGCUGGCAGAAAAGAUACCGUCGUUGGAAGCAUCAGAGGACACGAGCAUCAAGACGCUCUUUGUGGGAGGAGUGGACUCACGCAUCACAGAGGCUAACCUCAAGAACAAGUUCUAUUCUUAUGGGGAAAUCGAGUCCAUCUGUCUCAUCACCCCACGCAGCUGUGCCUUCAUCACCUUCACCAGGCGCGAGGAUGCAGAGAAGGCAGCAGAGGGUCUGGCCAACAAGCUCAUUGUGAAAGGGAUCCGGCUCAAGCUUGACUGGGGCAAUCCCCUUCCCUCCCCCCUCCCCCUUGUGUGCAUGGCAUCACAGGGACGAGUUCUAUGCGUUUGGCUUUGGAAGGAGGGGGAGGAAACCGGUUGCUGGAAGGGGGAGAGAAGGGAGGGGGGGGGAGCGGGAGGAGCGGGUGAGGGGGACAAGGGAGCGUUGGUGAGGGGACGCAAGGGGGAGAGGGAGGAGACGGAGGAGGAUCGGGUGGUGCUGCUGGGGGGAGUGGUGCGGGAGAGGGUCCGGCUGGGGGCAGCUUCGGGUUGUUGCCUCAGGCUGCGGCAGGUUCGGUGGUAG